Messenger RNA from Fusarium musae, 810 nucleotides. RefSeq lists its product as uncharacterized. Gene Ontology annotation, biological process: small GTPase-mediated signal transduction. Bases 1 to 810 code for a protein of 269 amino acids. The record is from RefSeq and is a predicted model, not a curated record. Lineage: Eukaryota; Fungi; Ascomycota; Sordariomycetes; Hypocreales; Nectriaceae. Gene Ontology annotation, molecular function: GTP binding; GTPase activity. The transcript is spliced from 3 exons.
AUGGCAUCGUCGCAUCAGUAUCGUACUUCGUACUUUGACACCAACGAGCAGAUCCGACGUCAACAGCGCACGCGCUCCAGUGAGGGUACCGUCAGCACCACUAUGAGCUCGUCGACGGGCCGCGAGUCGGCAGCGACUCACGUCACAGAAGCGCCCACCUUUUCCAAGAAGAUUGUUGUCGUCGGUGAUGGUGGUUGCGGCAAGACCUGCUUGCUCAUUAGCUACAGCCAAGGUUACUUCCCAGAGAAAUAUGUGCCUACUGUUUUUGAGAACUACAUCACCUAUCCUAUCCACUCAGCCACCGGUAAGACUGUGGAACUUGCAUUGUGGGAUACAGCCGGCCAAGAGGAAUAUGACCGUCUCCGACCGCUCUCAUACCCUGAGACCGACUUGAUCUUUGUAUGCUUUGCUAUCGACUGUCCGAACUCGCUAGACAACGUCCUCGAUAAGUGGUACCCCGAGGUUCUACACUUCUGCCCAUACACUCCUCUUGUUCUUGUGGGUCUCAAGUCAGAUCUUCGCUACAAGAAGACUUGCAUUGAUAUGCUCAAGACGCAAGGUCUUACUCCAGUCACCACGGAGCAAGGUAUGACCGUUGCCAAGAAGAUGAACGCGCAGUACAUGGAGUGCAGUAGCAAGGAAAUGUCAGGCGUCGACGAGAUUUUUGAGCAGGCUAUCAACACUGUCGUCGCUAACGACCGGAAAACCAUCGAGGCGGCAGCAGCCUCGGGUUCUUCCAAGGAGAGCAAGUCAUCAACACCUGGGGUGGGACAGAUUAAGAGGAAGAAGAGAAGGUGUCCAAUCCUCUAA